Molecule: messenger RNA, 1523 nt
Organism: Macaca mulatta (Rhesus monkey)
Lineage: Eukaryota; Metazoa; Chordata; Mammalia; Primates; Cercopithecidae
Gene: FAM89A
Product: family with sequence similarity 89 member A
Source: RefSeq, a predicted model, not a curated record
GGGGAAGCCUUGGGUUGGGGCAGCGGGGCGGGCGCGUGGCCUGGCCGCGGCGCGAUGAGUGGGGCCCGGGCGGCGCCCGGGGCCACGGGCAACGGCGCGGUCCGGGGGCUGCGGGUGGACGGGCUGCCCCCGCUGCCCAAGAGCCUGAGUGGGCUGCUGCACUCGGCGUCGGGCGGCGGCGCGUCUGGGGGCUGGCGGCACCUGGAGCGGCUGUACGCGCAGAAGUCGCGCAUCCAAGACGAGCUGAGCCGCGGGGGCGCGGGCGGCGGCGGGGCCCGGGCGGCAGCGCCCCCCGCCAAGCCUCCCAACCUGGACGCCGCUCUGGCGCUACUCCGCAAGGAGAUGGUUGGUCUCCGCCAGCUGGACAUGUCCUUGCUCUGCCAACUAUACAGUCUCUACGAGUCGAUUCAGGAAUACAAGGGGGUGUGCCAGGCAGCCUCCAGCCCAGACUGCACUUAUGCUCUGGAGAACGGCUUCUUCGAUGAAGAGGAGGAAUAUUUCCAGGAGCAGAACUCCCUGCACGACAGGAGGGACCGAGGCCCUCCUCGGGACUUGUCACUGCCUGUCUCCUCCCUCUCCAGCGGCGACUGGAUUCUGGAGUCCAUCUAGAGGGUCUUGGGAGGGAUGUGACUGUUGGGAAGCCCUUCAUACUGGACACACUGUCAGCAUUUGCUGCUUCUCUUGCAAGAAAGCACCUCCGUUUUGGAUGGUCCUCGGGCACAGGGGAUGAGUGCUACCAGUUUCAUUUGUAGGCAGGGAGUUCUCCGCGGACGCAUGGUGGCAGUCUGCUUUGAUGGCAGCAGUUUUUGCUUAGGUGACCUAGAGGUCCUCAGCAGUAUCCUCCACACCUUUCUAUUGAGGUGCACCUGCUGGGGAUUCAUAGUGAGAAUAUAACAAGAGGAUCUCGGUGAAAGGCCUCAGUGGGUGUUUUGUGUGAGGUGGCUUGUAGCCAGCUGCUUCCUUGUGGAUGGUAGAGUAUUCCAAUCCUCUUUGUGCUAGGGUUCUUGCUUCCAGUUUGGGAUGUGUUAGAACCACCAUUUCACUGCUUCCCUUCCUCAAUAUGCUCUGCAGCUUUUCUUGCUGUUUAAUGAGCUUUUAAGCCUCUCGCUUCAGCUUUAUUUAUUUGUAAGCUGCAUUACUAACUGCCCAGUGAUUCGGUGAAGGCUUUUUACUGAAAAAGUUCACAUUUCUAGUCACCCCAAUCAACUGGCUUUUUUCAACCAAAAAUUUAUAUCAUUCUUUGUCUAUGAGGUACAAGAGGAAGGAAGAUAAUACAAAGACAUGUUGAAUAGUGAAAAAAAUAAAAAACAAAAAAACUGAGGCAAGCCAAUGUUCUGUAAAACUCACUGUAAGAUGGCAAAUGUUUUCAUUUUUAAGAUUCUGAAUGUAAACUAGUGUGCUAGAAAGCAAACCACCCUCCACUUAAACCAGUAAUUACCUUAAGCCUUAAUAUAUUUAUUAAAAUACUUUAUGAGAACAUUAUACUUUGUAGGUUAAAAAUGAGGAUAAAAUGCUAAACUAUC